Molecule: messenger RNA, 1530 nt
Organism: Menidia menidia (Atlantic silverside)
Lineage: Eukaryota; Metazoa; Chordata; Actinopteri; Atheriniformes; Atherinopsidae
Source: the annotation of a GenBank genome assembly
AUGGAGACUGGCAGCUACACCUCAGGUAUAUCCACCACGGACUGGACUGGGACGCCAGCCGGCCUUGAGGAGAAUGGGGUCUAUCUAGAGCAAGGAGGGGCGUCAUCCAGCGGUCCCUUGCCAUGGCACAUGCCAUACUCGCUGGGCUUCCAGGUGUCGCUCACGGCCUUCCUCAUGCUGGAGCUUGUGUUAGGUUUUAGCAGCAACCUGACUGUGUUGGUGCUCUACUGCUCUCAGUCCAACUUGGUGGACUCGGUGAGCAACAUGGUGACAGUCAACCUGCACGUGCUGGAUGUGGCGGUCUGUGUUCUGUGUGUGCCCCUCACACUGGUGGUUGUGCUGCUGCCCCCGGGACCAAACCUAGCCCUGCUCUGCUGCUUUCACGAGGCGUGCGUCACCUUCGCCAGCAUCGCCACAGCCAUCAACAUCCUGGUUAUCAGCCUGGACCGCUAUGACAUAUCAGUGCGACCAGCCAACAGGCUGCUGACGACCCGCAGAGCGGCGCUCCUCCUCGCCGGAGUCUGGAUCACCUCAGUCGCUGUUUUUUUUAUCCCAUUUUUGGAGGUGCAGUGGUCUAGUACAGAGGUAACAGAGGAGGCAAAGCAGGUCACACCCUUGUCUUUGUCCCCACAUGGUGUUGGUGCCACAGUGGUCCCAUCUUGGCGUAACAGGACCCUCCUGUGUGUUGGUGGUCAGGGUUACCAUACUAGUCUGGGUAUGUAUUACCAUCUGAUCCUACAGGUACCUAUCUUCUUCACAACUGUUGCCGUCAUGUUGUUUACCUACUCCAAAAUACUGAGGGCUUUGAACAUUCGCAUUGGCUCCCACAUGAGGAAGACCCAGCGAUUCAAGGGGCGCCACAAGAGACAGAAUAAGAAGAAGGCAGGGCUUAGAGUGAAUGAUGACGGGGACCAUACAGGGGAACAGUGCACAGUCGAUGGAACCAAACAGCACAGUCACCCCCCCCUCAUCCCUUCCCCUUCCCCAACCCCAACAGCUACCUCCCCCCCUGCCCUGUCCUCUGCUGCUCCACUGGUCACCUCUGAUUUGGGAGCGGCCGCUCCCCUCCCUGCAUCCAUGGGCGUCCAUGCCUCGGUGUCAGCAAUAAUUGCCCUGCGCCGCGCAGUUCGACGGCAUCGAGAUCGACGGGAGCGCCAGAGGCGGGUGUUCCGGAUGUCCCUCAUCAUCAUCACAACCUUUCUGGGAUGUUGGGCUCCCCUCUCUGUGACCAAUGUUCUCAUCCUGGGCAUCGGGCCCAGUGACGUCCUGGUCAGCCUGCGGCUCUGGUUCCUGGCUCUGGCCUACGGCACCACCGUGUCUCACCCUCUGCUCUAUGCUUUCACUCGACAGAAACUGCGCCGUGCCCUCCGCGCCAAGGUUAAGAAGAGGGUGGUGUCUCUGCUCCAAGUAGACCCUUCACCCGGGGGUACAAUAAUACACAACUCCUGGGUAGAGAACAGAAAAACCAGCCGUCAGGUGAGGUUAGAAGCAAGUGAAGGUACAGACCGCCACCUGGCAGAGGCCCUGUGA